GUUGAGUUGUUCGUGGUAAGUUAUUAACAGUGUUCAUCGCCUCAGUUGUAAACAUUAAGUCGACCAAAAUGUGUUAAUUAAAAUACAAACUUGGAUGAUUUAAUACUUCACUAGGUCACUGUACUUUAGACAACAUGGGAGGAGAUGAUGAUGUUGUGCCCAUGUUAGUGAGAGAAGAGGAGGAGGAGGAGGAAGACCAAGUACCUCACCUGGUAGAAGUGAAGGAACUACCUCGCGUCCCUGUUACCAUCCUCACUGGCUACCUCGGGGCUGGAAAGACAACUCUUCUUAACUACAUCCUGACUCAACAACAUAACAAGAAGAUUGCUGUUAUACUGAAUGAGUUUGGUGAAGGAAGUUCAAUGGAAAAGAGCCUUAACAUAGGCCAAGACGGCGAUCUGUUUGAAGAGUGGCUGGAACUACGCAACGGGUGCCUCUGUUGUUCAGUCAAAGACAAUGGGGUAAAGGCUGGAGAAAACCUCAUGCAGAGGAUUGACUACAUUCUCCUGGAGACGACAGGCUUAGCUGACCCAGGACCUAUUGCUGCUCUCUUCUGGAUGGAUAAACAGCUGGAGAGUGAAAUAUACUUAGACGGCAUCAUCACUGUCCUCGAGCAUAAAAUAUGCUGACAAAGUUUGUUUUUCU
Messenger RNA from Homarus americanus (American lobster), 645 nucleotides. RefSeq names its product COBW domain-containing protein 1-like. Gene Ontology annotation, cellular component: cytoplasm. Lineage: Eukaryota; Metazoa; Arthropoda; Malacostraca; Decapoda; Nephropidae. The record is from RefSeq and is a predicted model, not a curated record.